Hyposmocoma kahamanoa is the source of this 3036-nucleotide messenger RNA. RefSeq lists its product as uncharacterized. The record is from RefSeq and is a predicted model, not a curated record. The transcript has 12 exons. Bases 1 to 2934 code for a protein of 977 amino acids. NCBI's taxonomy places the organism in Eukaryota, Metazoa, Arthropoda, Insecta, Lepidoptera, Cosmopterigidae. Gene Ontology annotation, molecular function: calcium ion binding.
AUGUUGGAUGAAUAUUAUGUAUCAGCGCAGACCUUGAACGCCCCGCUUGACGUACCAAAGCUAGGUAUCUUGUUUCCUUCAGGCUGCUGUCCAACAGAGGCUGAAGUCCAGGAGGUGAUACUGGCAACGGAGAACAAAGAAGCCGUAGGCACUGUGCCACUUACCAACUUCUUACCUUACAUGGUUAAAGCCAUCAACGAACACAGGUUCUAUCCAGCAUCCGCAGAGAUGCUGCUGGCUGCUUUUCAGUACUUUGACACUGAAGGUCGCGGGUACCUCACCAAGGAAAAGUUCCAGCAGAUCAUGAUGGAAGAAGGCGAACCUUUUUUCCCGGAGGAGUUCGAAGAAAUGAUGCAGACAGCCCUGGAUCCUGUCACUGACACCAUCGCCUAUGAGUACUACAUCAACCAGCUCUUGGCAUCAGAACAACCUUACCAUUCGUCAAAUGCUGUACAGGAAUUUGGAAUCCGUCUGCAAGAUGGUUUCCAGAAACAAGUAGCAUAUCAGCAGCCCUUGGGAAAUCAAGAUCAAAACUCUAUGAUGAUGAUGGCUGCAAGCAAUAUGGGGAUGUACUACAUGCCUGUAAUGCCGACAAAUCAGACUGCUUUUAUGAACUACGGCGGCCCGCCUCAAAUUCCGCCUUUAAUGUCUCAAUUUUCCGAGCCUUCUGUCAAAGAAAAGAGCGAGCCUAAAGAUAGGUCUCGUGACUGGGCUACUGGCAUCAAUGACCGGGAUUUUGAUGUCAGACGUCGACCUGAGACUAGUUGGCAACGUCAAGAUAUACGUCAAUCAUCUCCAAUAUCUGAUCAGAGAAACUCAAACUUUGGAAGGGGUCAAAAAGUCAAUGAGAACUCUGGCGGAAGGCAACCGAGAUGGAUGCAAUCGGACACUACGACGGCUCGCGACGAUCGUAGUGUUCGUGAUUACUCAUGGGAACAAACAAAUAUGUCUGCUCCACGAGACGGGACAGUUCGUCAUGAGGGUGAGUCUCGUUGGGAAUUAUCCAGCGUGCCCCAUUCUCGCAAUGAAUGUAACCGUGGUGAACCAAAUCCCAUGACUUCUCGAGACAACCGUAACAGAAACGGACCAAUAUGGGAACAAAGGAACGUAGCGAAUGAUAGAGACGAAACUUGCACGCGUUCCUUGAGGUCUCCUUCACGUUCUUCAAUGGAACCUCUUAACCGUUACAAUGAUAGGUCAAAUUUUGCCAGCAAGAACGAUCAAUAUAAAGAUCGUAAAGUUGUGCAAGGUAACUGGGGCGCUGGUUAUGGCCAGCAAAUACCAACUCAUGGCCCUAAGUCCUUCAACUCCAACGUCUUUGGCGUAUCAAAUCAAUCUUCUUCAAUGUUUGGUAGUCACGUCACAGAAUCUGCCCAAGAACUUUCAGAAAGCCGGAAAGGUCAUGGACCGAGUCGAUGGGACAACUCUAGUAGAACCAGCAAUCCACAAGAGAUCCCCCAACAAAGAUACUCACUUACCGAAAAGAAUAGACCAGAAAGGGUGUCUAGACCUACUCCUCGAUAUGAGGAACAUGAUAUUUCUAGACCUUCUAAACCUGGAGACGGGAGACUCGAUCGAGCCUUCAAUAAACGACCUCAGAGCUUCAGAAAUGUUCAAGAGCCUCCAGCGAAAAGGUUGCCUAAUCAACCUUACGCCAAGCCAUAUUUACCAAAUACCACUCGGAGGACUUCACCUUCUGGCCCGCCGCGUUGGGAACCACCGAAACAUAAACAAUCAGGUUCUCAACAUAAGCCGAACAUGAGAAAAUUGCUCCAUAAAGACAAUACCUGGCGGCACCAAGCGGCAUCUGCACUUGCUAGGCAAACUUUCAAAAGCUUAAGUAUCAAAGGUACUGGGGUGCCUAAAGAUCUGGUUAUUAAAAAACUCAAAGCAAGUAUCAACUCGCGUAUAGAUGUCAUGUUGGGUGAAAAGGUAGCGAUGCCGAUGGAAGAAAUAGUCAAAAUCUACCGUCAAAGAUUCCACUUCAAAACGGACAGAGCUUUCUUUGGCGCUGUUUUGGACAGCUUGAAGAACGAUGAACAAUACCGAGCAAAUACCGAUAAGCCAGGUAUGACAGGAGCAGAAGACAAGAAGGAGGCGUCGAAACCAGAAGAAAUGGUGCCGGAUGUCAAAGCAACGACCGGGUCAGGAAAAAUGCCGAGAUACCCUAAUCAAGAUAAAAAGGCAUAUAUUCAACAGAAGAAACUGAGUAAACAGGAAAUGUUAGACGGCAACAUGUACAAACUAGAGGACAAAUUAUUGCAGGCUUCUGUUGACGAGCAUGCGGAUGUUCUUUGUGACUUAUUCAUGGAAGCCUGUGGAAAACCUGACAACGAAAAAGAUAAAAAGAUUUGUGAGAAACUUACGGAUAUUGUCGCUGACGAUUUCCGAAAGAUAAUUCGACUUCACCUAACAAAACGCCUUUUAAACAUAACAUCGAACCUCGCGCUACGCAUAUUUACCACCCAAAAAGUGGACAAAGAAAAGUUGGUAAAUUUCUUCGCACCAUUCAACCUUGCCAGCUUCAAGAAGUCUGAGAGAAAAGUCGGGUUGUUCAUCGGCAUUUGCUCUGAUUAUGAUGGUUUUGAUAAACUAUGUAAAUUACAAGAAAUUCAGAUAGAUGGUGUGACAGUAACAAUCAAACCAAUGCACAUCACCGGCCCACCACCUAAGGUGAUGAAGCCAAACAAAAGAUUAAUGGUUGAGAAACAUGACAUUAGCGAAGAACCUGUACUUGAACAGGAAGGCUUUUCAAAGGAAAAUGAAGAAAGUGUGGAACACGAUGCUGAAGAUAUUAUCGAUGAUUACGCGCAUGAUGGUGAUCAAAUUGAAGAUGAUAAUGAUCAGAAUGCCACAGGAAACAAUGAUGAAGGAAAUAUUCAGGACAUUCCAGAUUUAGAUGAGGCAAACGAGGAGGAUUUGGAAGAUUAUUAGAUAGUAGGAGUUAUUAUAAAACUCUCACAUAUUCAUUAAUUAAUGUUAAAUGAACGACUAUCCUGUACUUUAUUAGUGUUUUGAUCUAAGUUUCAAAUAAAA